This is a messenger RNA of Puntigrus tetrazona (Sumatra barb), 6526 nucleotides long. It is a transcript of the gene mark4a, whose product is annotated as MAP/microtubule affinity-regulating kinase 4a. The transcript has 17 exons. The coding region runs from base 640 to 2928 and encodes 762 amino acids. NCBI's taxonomy places the organism in Eukaryota, Metazoa, Chordata, Actinopteri, Cypriniformes, Cyprinidae. Gene Ontology annotation, cellular component: cytoplasm. The record is from RefSeq and is a predicted model, not a curated record. Gene Ontology annotation, biological process: intracellular signal transduction; microtubule cytoskeleton organization; protein phosphorylation. Gene Ontology annotation, molecular function: tau-protein kinase activity; protein serine/threonine kinase activity; ATP binding.
CGUCAGCGCGCGCGCGUGCGCCUGUGUCAGUGCUGAGACGAGCGCUAGAGGAGGCAGCAGUGGCGCAUCUCACAUAUCCGCCGCUGGAAUAUAACGGCUGCUUUAGGAUGUGAACGGGUCUCGGCCUCGUCACCGGCCAAAGCUUCCGUUUUCCCAUGACAAACAGAUGCGAGGAGAGGGCGAGCGCGCGCGAGAGUGAACGGUACAGGGGAGCGGAGAGAUCCUCGGUAUUAUUAUGAGAAAAGAGGACGGGGUUGUCGGAGCCGUAUUUGUUUUGCUCGCGGAGAUGAGGCGGGGGGUAGCGAGUCGCUACAAAAUCGUUGGGCUCCGGCCAAGCAUUGCUCUGUUUUAGCACAUAUAUAGCGCCGCGCUUGCGUUUUCGUCGUCAACUGACUCGUUUGAUCGUCACGGUUUGCAUCGCAGAAAAAUAAUGCAGCUGUCUCGAGGACAUCUGUGAGAUUUGCGGACUGCUGUUGCCGCUGCCAUGACAGACGCAGGCUUCACCGAGCAGGCGGUGUGAGAGAAGCACGGCCCCAGCUGCAGCAGCACGGCCGAUGUGGGCUGCGUUUACCGGGGGAGAUUAAAUCUGUAAAUACUGUUCGCGUUAUUCCUCUUUAAUCGUGUGCAUUCUCAGGGAAAAUGUCCUCUCGGUCUGCUUUACCGUCUGCGAACGACCGGAGCACAGACCAUCAUGCGUCUCUGGUGGCGAGUCGUUCAGAGAAAGGGACGAAUGUGUCGAGUCGUUCACUGGGUGCGAGAUGUCGUAACUCAAUGGCCUCUUGCUCAGAUGAGCUGCCACACAUCGGAAACUACCGGCUCCUUAAAACCAUCGGCAAGGGCAACUUUGCUAAAGUCAAACUAGCCCGCCACAUCCUCACGGGCAAAGAGGUUGCAAUAAAGAUUAUCGAUAAGACUCAGUUGAACCCAACCAGCCUACAGAAGCUGUUUAGAGAGGUGCGGAUCAUGAAAACUCUCCGUCACCCCAAUAUUGUCCAACUCUUUGAGGUUAUUGAAACAGAGAAGACGCUUUAUCUUGUGAUGGAAUAUGCAAGUGGAGGUGAGGUGUUUGAUUACUUGGUGUCUCAUGGGAGAAUGAAAGAAAUAGAGGCUAGAGCCAAAUUCAGACAGAUUGUGUCAGCCGUUCAUUACUGUCAUCAGAAGAAUAUAGUUCACAGAGAUCUGAAGGCAGAGAAUUUGCUAUUGGAUGCAGAUGCUAACAUAAAGAUAGCAGACUUUGGCUUUAGUAAUGAGUUUACGUUGGGGAAUAAGUUGGACACCUUCUGCGGUUCCCCACCUUACGCAGCUCCAGAGUUGUUUCAAGGGAAAAAGUAUGACGGGCCAGAGGUGGACAUCUGGAGCUUGGGGGUCAUCCUGUACACGUUGGUCAGCGGGUCACUUCCUUUUGAUGGACAGAACCUCAAGGAGCUGCGCGAGCGAGUGUUGAGGGGGAAGUACCGCGUGCCCUUCUACAUGUCCACAGACUGUGAGGGGAUUCUGCGCAGGUUUCUUGUGCUCAAUCCCAGCAAACGUUGCACACUGGAGCAAGUGAUGAAGGAUAAGUGGAUGAAUGCAGGGUAUGAGGGCGAUGAGCUAAAGCCCCACGUUGAGCCAGCGGAGGACUACAGUGAUGCCAAUCGAAUUGAGAUUAUGGUCGGAAUGGGCUUUACUACAGAAGAGAUUAAAGACUCUUUACUCAAUCAGAAAUACAAUGAAGUCACAGCUACAUAUCUGUUGUUGGGCCUGAAGACCGAGGAUGGUGCUGAGUCACGAGUUAGUGGCAGUAUGACUUUGCCGCGGGUGCGUCCGAGCCCAGUUACCAACGGAACCAACAAACACUCCUCUUCUUCAUCAUCUUCCUCAUCCUCACACAGCAAGACUCAGCGCAGCGCUUCUACCUACCACCGCCAGCGACGGCACAGUGACUUCUUUUCUUCUGCAGGUGGUCCCAGCAUGCCUGUGAUGCACCCUAAGCGUAGCCCGACCAGUGGCGGAGACCGUGAGCUGCGUGAGAGCCGCAUGCCACCGAGGAAGGCCAGCUGUAGCGUAAUGGGCAGUCGGACCCUACCACCAUCUAGUCCAAUGGUCAGCACCGCCAACAACCCCAAUAAGGCUGAAAUACCUGAUCGACGCAAGGAGAUGACUGCCACCACUAACAAUAUCCCAGGAAGUACUAUGACCCGCAGAAACACGUACGUAUGUACAGAUCGUUCUAGCACUGACCGGCACUCGCUGCUGCAGAACGGCAAAGACAACAGUUCCCUUUCUCACCGCCUCCCUCCCACCUCUCCGUCUACUCUCAGUAUUGUCGGAGCGGGAGCAUCCUCCUCCUCUUCCUCAGGUGAGCGCUGUAGGCUGACACGUGGAUCCACCAUCCGGAGCACCUUCCAUGGAGGUCAGCUCCGUGACCGUGUCCCACCCACCUAUGGACCUCCGCCCACGUCGCCCACCCUCAGCCAUGAUGCAGGAGCCCUGCCUCCGAAUGUCCGCAGCCGGGCCACUUCUAACUUGUUCAGCAAACUCACCUCCAAACUCACACGCAGGGUCACAAAUGAAUCUGAGGGAGUCAGCAGAUCUUCGGUCACAGGUGGCCAUUUAUCUGGGAAUCAGAAAGCGCCCGAGCCCUGGAGCGGGGGAAGGGGGUGGGAUGUAAGGGGUCAUCUCUCCCGUCCCCCCCGGGCCCCUGCAGAAGUGGUACUGGCCUUGCGUGAGGCGGCGAGGGGAUGCGGCUGCCAGGUCCGGCACGCUGGCCCGUUUCUGCUGUGCUGCAGUCAUGGGGCGGCAGGGUCAAAAGUCACUUUCCAAGCUGAGGUGUGCCAACUGAGUGUGGGUCCCGCAGAGGCAAACGGAGUACGCUACACGCGCCUGUGGGGGGCCCCCCUCGCCUUCAGGCACAUCGCAUCGCAGAUCUCUAAAGAGGUGGAGCUCUGAGGGGACGGGGAGGAGACUUGACUCUGAGACGUCCCCCCACUAUAUCCGUCAUUAUAGCGAACUGACGUUGACCCACCCACCUAUGUGUUAUAGACUUAAAACAACCUCCGAUCCCUCCUCCAGGCAACACUCAACACACACCGAAACUAGACACACGUACACAUAAACAAACACAGUCACCUUAAAAGCACGGGACACUCAAGCCUGACAAUAUGGAAAGCUAAAGUACAAAAACAAGCACACCCCUUCCAUGCACAGCAUAAACCUGAGCGCUUCUUAACAUGGAUACACACACACACACACACACACACUCUGAAAAGCCUCAUUCACCGGAUCUGGAUUGAAUCCAGUUUAGUAUUUUUAUUCUCAUUCUAGUCAUGAAAUUCUUACUUAAAUAAUUGAUGUCAUUCUUUUUUUUAACCACUUUUGUAUGUUUUCAACAAGUCUUGACAUUUUAAACGGGUCAUCAUUUUUAUGUUUUUGUGAUUUAAUGUGUCUUACAUUUCUUAAUACUGAGUCAUUGACAAUGUAGGACUGUAGCUGCCAAUGAACUAUAUGCACAAAUGUGAAGUUGGCAAACUUAUCCUAACUUCAUCAUAGCUCACGGUGCCCAACCAAAUCUACAUCGCUGGCGACCGCAAAUUUGAUCAGGCUGCAGGCCAACCAUCUACACUUUGUUUUUAAGAUUGUCCAAGCAAAAUUUUGUUCCCUAGAAAAAAUGUUUUUCUGAUGUAUAGUGCCAGUUUGCUUACUUCCUACCAGUUUUAAUUUAGAAGAGACAUUUAAUGCCAAAUGACUUUCCCUGACUUUCCCGAACAGGCUCUGUGAUUGAUUGGUUCUAGAUAUUAGUCCUUUAUUUCAACUCCUAUUCGUUGGUCCUUGGCAAAUAGAGUCUCCUCUCCAUUUACCUGGUCAGAAUGGAGCUGAGGUUACAACAAAGGUGAUUUUACAAAGAGAGAUCUAGUGUUCAGUGUUAUUAAAGACACAUUUCGUGCAUUGUAGAUAUCUGGAUUAUUUGGAAAAAAAAGUUAAAAAGAUCUGGAUCAUAUUGGACAUUGUUUAAUUGUCAAACUAAUAGCAAUUUAUGUAUGUAGUGAAAAAAAAAAAGAUUCUCUCUACCUCUAGUAUUAAAAAGCAGAAAAGUAAAAAUCAAAUACAGAAAUGGUGUUGCAUUGCAAAGUAUAUAUAGUCACAUUCAAUAGCAUGUGUAUGUUAUUGUAUGUUUACUUAAAAAUCACCAGAUAUCUAAAAUGCAGGAUGUUAUCAUGCAGGAGUGCAGGAAGUUCAGUGCUCUUACUGCUAGAAUAUAUUUUAGGGGCAAAUGCACCAACAGGGUUUAAAAAAGAUUUUUUUGUUUUUUUAAAUCAGUUGUACUUGCAAUCUUGUGAUAAAAUAGCAUUAUGUAUGACUGUUUCCAUUGCAAAGUCUUAACAAUGCGAUGUAACAUAAAUAGAGAUGCAGUUUAAGAUUGGACCACAGACAUAGAUUCAUGGAAAGGCCAUGUUUUUGCUGUAGCUCAUGACGGUUUUCAGCCAUAUGUGAGUUUGUCUAACAGAUGUGGAAGCAUGUUAUUAUCGACUUAACAGGGAUUUCCUAUGCAGGUUUGACACCUGAAUAAAAGAAAUACGCUGCUUAAGAUUAUUUUUCAUGAUUAGAAAUAGGUUUGUUUGGAGCUUUUCUGUCCUUUUUUUCAAACAAUAUUCUCGGCUUGCUUUUUGACCGAAUCAGUUCUGGUCAUUUGUUGUAUAACAAAUCCUAACUUUGCAAUAGUUGUCAAAUUGGCAAGCUUAAAAUAAACAGCAAUUCACAAGCGAGUGGAUCAAAAUGUAACUGUGAGUGGUGAUAAUUGUGCAAUAGCAAUAGAUGUUACUGUCAGGUUUAGAAGUUGUUUCUAUCUUAAUGUAAAGCCAUGCUUCGGCCCUGUUGGUGCUGCCAGCUUGUAGACAGUGAGAUACUGAGCAGAUACAUGGAUUUGAGUAAUGAGUCUGUUUUUGUUUGUUUUUUUAACUUCCAGUCAGGAAGGUGUAUAGGAAAUUCUUGCUAGUUCAGUUUGAAUAAACAGGUUGGUUUAAUAGGGUUGGUCUGUUAAGUUUUGAUUGGGGAGUCAUUGUGCUAUCAUAUGUGAAAUAUAUAGUAGAUACUAAAGGAUUAUAUUCCACUUUCUCCAUGUUUGUGAUGGCAUCUCCCUUGGUUUUUGAUCGUCUGCGGCAAGUAGGUCAGAUACUUUGAGAUGCUUGAAAGUUUACGUGUGAUGACUGACUCCACAGGAAUCACUGUGGCACGUCACCUUUGACCUUUAGCCACACGGUGAGCCCCCAGACCACAAGUCUGCCAUCUCUUUAUCCAUCCACUUUUUUGUUGUCUCGUUUACUUUAUUCUCUGCCUUUGUGCCACAAAUUCGCAAAGACACCCAGUUUCUCCUCGUCCGAUUGCCGAAUCACUGGAAAUCCUUGUGUCAUUGUUCUGUCUGCUCUGUGACUGGACUCCUCUUGUGGAGACGCUUCCUGUUUCAAACCGAACAGGGUAAGGACUGGACCAGUCUGACCCGGUCUCUGCAUCAGACCGGCUCUAUCUGGUUUGGACUGCUGAGAUCUGUAUCUGUUCGAUGUCCAUUAAGACCUCUGUGCACUCAUCUUGACUUGAAUCAGCUUCAUCCUAUGGCUCUGUGGGUUUGUACCCAUGUUUGGCCACCGGAAGGCGCCAAUGUCUUAAAUGUGAACACUUCAAUUUGUGUAUAUUUGCACAGGUACUUAAUUUAUUUUCUAGAAUAAUUAUCUUGGGAGAAAAAAAAUAAUAAUAAUCAUGGUUUAUAUCAGCCAGACUCUGGCUGUAUAUAAAGAUUAUGAUACUGAUGAUAAUAUUGUGAGUAUAGUAUAUACAGUAUCUUAGAACUCCAGGUUAAAUCAUAGCUAGAGCAGAGACCCUCUGCUAGCUCUCCAGACGUUUCUAUGUGUGCUGAAGUGAAACACUAACCUGCAAUCCUGCAUGAUUCAGAGCAAGGAUGGAAAAAGAUAGAAGACAAAUGUGAAAUUACAGGAUGGGCAAAAGCAAAAGAAUUUGAUGGAGAGAGAGAGUGUGUAUGCGUGUGCAUGUAUGUGUGAAUGUGUGUGUCUGUGUACUGCGCUACUCUGUUGCCCUGCCUCCCUCUCUCUGCUGGUAGGAAAUGUUUGUUUGUGUGAGAGGAUUAGGGCAGACUUUUGCUCUGGCAGCCAUACUUGACCUGGAGUGAAAGUGUGUCGGUAUGAAUGAGUUUUUUUAAUGUCCAAGGCAUUAAAAAACAGAGUAUUAGGGAGAAUUGUGAGUCGGGCGCGUCACAUCUGAAUGGUAAAUCCCUCCAGUUCAGUGUUGUGCUGUCUGUGACGUAAACUGUCUGCUAUGACAUUGGGUUUCUCAUGAUGCAUUUAGCUAAUAUGCAAUAUGACGAGAGAAAAGUCAGGAGGACAAACUAUAUAUAUGAGAGUAAGCGAGAGACAGGGAUUCAAACCUUGAUGCUGUUUGCAGAAAGUCAUUUUUUCCCCAGAGGUGUUUGCACCUCUGGCCAAAUAUUAAAAAUGGAAACAAAAGAUCUUGAGAGAAAUAAACUUCACUGAUGUUGGCA